Guillardia theta CCMP2712 is the source of this 1282-nucleotide messenger RNA. RefSeq lists its product as hypothetical. Lineage: Eukaryota; Cryptophyceae; Pyrenomonadales; Geminigeraceae. The record is from RefSeq and is a predicted model, not a curated record. Gene Ontology annotation, cellular component: cytoplasm. The coding region runs from base 1 to 1239 and encodes 412 amino acids. Gene Ontology annotation, molecular function: chorismate mutase activity; prephenate dehydratase activity. The transcript has 13 exons. Gene Ontology annotation, biological process: L-phenylalanine biosynthetic process.
AUGACAGCGCGCAUAUCAUCAAAGGAAGCAUGCUCAACGCCGAUCAAGCCCGAUGCCGCUGAGCUGCGAAAGACCGUGGAAGACUGCGACGAAGCGCUGGUGCUGCUCCUGCACGAGCGAGCUCGAGCGCUAGAGACUGUUAGAUCCCCAGCAGCGCUAGAGACGAGCUUCCUCUCACUGUUGCUGCAGCUGUGGAGUCUGGAGGGACCGGCGGAUGGGAUUCCCUCAGCCGAGUUGAGUCCGAGCGAGAUGGAUCGGGUCAAACAGGCGCACAGCUGCUGCAAGGAGGAGGGUCGCAGCUCCUUGAGCGACUCCGCCAUUGUCUCUGUGUUCCAGGCGAGCUCGUGGACCUCCUGUGCCUCGAGCUCCAGGCUGAUCUCCCAGCAGGAGUUGAGCAGGGUGUGCUCGCAGAUCAGAGACUCGGUCGCUUACUUGGGCCCUCCGGCCACCUUCACCCAUCAGGUUGGGUUUGGCGUCGCUCCCGUGGAGAACAGCACGGAGGGAGCCAUUUCGCAGACCCUUGACCUGCUUGCUACCACUGAGCUCCAAGUGGUCGCCGAAGUCUGUCUUGACAUCAGGCACAACAUGCUCUCCAACGCCGACCUCCAUAGGAUACAGCGAGUUUUCAGCCACCCGCAGGCCCUCGCCCAGUGCAGGGGUGGCUUCAGCUCCAUCCUUGGUCCGGCUCAAGUUCAGCAGGCGAACCUUCCUGGUGCAGAAAUCAUCGCCGAGAGCAGCACAGCGCGGGCAGCGCAGCUAGCGGCGCAGGCGAAGGUGCAGGAGGAGCUGCCGGAGGAAGGGAUUGCUGCCAUUUCCUCCCUCUUGGCGUCGGAGCUCUAUGACCUUCCAGUCAAGGCGACUUCCAUCCAGGACCUCUCAAACAACAUGACGCGCUUCGUCGUUGUGCGGCAACAAAGUCCAGGGGGGAUGCCGGACACUCAGCCGACCGGGGAUGACAAGACCAUGCUUGUCCUGUGCAUGGCGGAUAGGGUUGGCGCACUUCACGACGUCCUGCAUGCCUUCCAGCAACGAUCCGUCAACCUGGCGAGGAUAGAGUCCCGUCCGUCCAAGAGCAAAGCGUGGGAGUACAUCUUCUUUGUGGACAUGCAUGGACACUACAAGGAUGAGAACAUUCAGGGAGUUUUGCUUGACCUCAAACAGCAGUGUUCUUUUGUUCGCGUUUUGGGCUCUUUCCCCUUCAUCCGUCAGCCAUCGGCUCAUACUUCACGCAAGACUUAACAUCGUCCAGAGCUAUGAUGUGAGAGUGAAACAACGCGAUGUU